Molecule: messenger RNA, 1144 nt
Organism: Rhizophagus irregularis DAOM 181602=DAOM 197198
Lineage: Eukaryota; Fungi; Glomeromycota; Glomeromycetes; Glomerales; Glomeraceae
Source: RefSeq, a predicted model, not a curated record
UUUAGGUUCAGAUAAUAUUAUUGAUUUUUAUGGAUUUACAAAAGAUCCAAAUACUUCAAAAUAUAUGGUAGUAAUGGAUUAUGCAAAUGAAGGUAAUUUAAGAGAAAAUUUAACAACAAUAGUUAAAAAUCAUUGGAAUACAAAAUUACAUAUGUUGUACGAAAUUAUUUCUGGACUUAGUAAUAUACAUGAAAAAAAUCUUAUUCAUUGUGAUUUUCAUGAUGGUAAUAUUUUAAAUCAUAAUGAUGAGUAUGGUGAUAUUAAAAUUUAUAUUAGUGAUUUAGGAUUAUGCCAACCUGUAAAAUCAUUUUUGAAAAAGUAUGAUAUUUAUGGUGUUAUACCAUUUAUGGCACCUGAAGUUUUAAGAGGCAAAUCUUAUACUCCAGCUAGUGAUAUAUAUAGUUUUUCUAUGAUUAUGUGGGAACUUACAUCCGGAGUACCACCAUUUAAUAAUAGAGCACAUGAUAUUCAACUUAGUUUAAGUAUUUGUAAAGGUGAACGUCCUGAAAUUAUUGAAAAUACUCCACAAUGCUAUGUAGAUUUAAUGAAAAAAUGUUGGAAUGAAGAUCCAUUAAAAAGGCUAUCUACAUCAGAAGUGGAAGAAGUUAUUAAGAAAUGGAUUUUCCGUCCUUUUCGAGUCAGUAAAGAAGUAAAAAGCAACAUUAUGGAAUUUAUAAAUGCACCAAUUGGGCGUAAUAAUCUAGCUACUAAAUCUCAUCCUAAAGCAUGUUAUACAAGUCGCGUACUUGAUUUCACUAGUAAAAAAUUGAAUGAAAUUCUUGAAACUGAAAAUUUGGAUAAUUAUAUGAUUAAAGAUUUAAAGUCAUUAGAUGAAAAUACUAGUGAAAACUUGAGUGAAGUUCUUGAAAGUGAAGGUUCACAAGCUAGUGUAAAAGUAAAUGAAAUGCUAGUAAGUGAAGAUUUGAAUGAUUAUAUAAUUAAACAUUAGAUAUUAAAACAGAUGAAAAUUAACCAAUUAUUCGUAUUUUAAAAUGAUUUAUAGUCUUUUUUAAGUGGAUAUUUGAUAUCAUGCAUUCAACAAAAAUUUGUUCUUUAUUUUAUAUUUUAUCUUUAAACACUAAGACUAGAGUAGUAAAAUUUUUUUAAAGUUUCUUAGUUUGUAAUUUAAAUAAUUCCUUUAUUU